This is a messenger RNA of Maniola jurtina (meadow brown), 2146 nucleotides long. RefSeq names its product glucose dehydrogenase [FAD, quinone] (gene Gld). The record is from RefSeq and is a predicted model, not a curated record. Gene Ontology annotation, molecular function: oxidoreductase activity, acting on CH-OH group of donors; flavin adenine dinucleotide binding. Bases 123 to 2036 code for a protein of 637 amino acids. The transcript has 11 exons. NCBI's taxonomy places the organism in Eukaryota, Metazoa, Arthropoda, Insecta, Lepidoptera, Nymphalidae.
GGGCGCGCGGGAACCGCACGCGAACUUAUUUUGGACGUUGCGUGUGAAUUUGGAACUUUCAGUUUCAUCGUUAACCUAAACUUUGAAUUUUUUUGUAUGUGCCUGUGAUUUUAUUCGAUAAGAUGGCGAUAACCUGCGACUGUCCCAUGGCGCAGCCGGGGCCGACGCUGGCCGCCACGUGUGGAGGCGGUGCCUUCAUGCUUUUCAUGGGCCUGCUGGAGGUGUUCCUAAGAAGCCAAUGCGACUUGGAAGAUCCUUGUGGAAGAGCACAGUUCCGUCGUCACAUGGACUCAGUGUACGACUUUAUAGUCGUCGGAGGCGGGUCAGCUGGUUCCGUCGUAGCAGCGCGAUUGUCUGAAGUGCCAGAGUGGAGAGUGCUCCUACUGGAAGCUGGUUUCGACGAGCCUACAGGCGCCCAAGUGCCUUCCAUGUUCCUGAACUUCAUAGGGUCGAGUAUAGACUGGGGAUACAAAACUGAGCCGGAACCGGCGGCUUGCCUUGGUGAAAAAGAUAAAAAAUGCUACUGGCCUAGAGGAAAGGUACUGGGUGGUACCUCAGUAAUGAAUGGCAUGAUGUACAUGCGAGGAUCCCGCAAGGACUAUGACGGUUGGGCUGCAGCGGGCAACGAAGGAUGGGCGUACGAAGACGUGCUACCAUACUUCCUCAAGUCUGAAGAUAACAAGCAGGUCGAGGAGAUGGACAGGGGCUACCACGCCACUGGUGGACCUUUGACAGUAUCGCAGUUCCCGUAUCAUCCUCCUUUGAGUUACAGUCUUAUUAAAGCUGGGGAGGAAUUAGGAUAUAAAGUCGUGGACUUAAACGGCGAGCAUCACACCGGCUUCUCCAUAGCUCAGACGACCAAUCGUAACGGAUCCCGUCUAAGCGUCGCCCGAGCAUUCCUCCGCCCAGCCAAGAACCGCCCCAACUUGCACGUGAUGCUGAACGCCACAGUCACUAAGGUGCUGAUCAACCAGACCACCAGGCAAGCUUACGCGGUAGAAGUGAGGAACAGUUUUGGCGGCACCGAAGUUAUAUUUGCCAACAAUGAAAUUAUCGUAAGUGCCGGUGCAGUAGCGUCUCCUCAAAUUCUUCAACUGAGCGGUAUAGGCGACCCUGAAGUCUUGUCCCGCGCGGGGGUUAAAGUGGUCCACAAACUGCCAGCUGUGGGCCGCAACUUGCACAACCAUGUGGCCCACUUUCUCAACUUCCACGUUAACGAUAACAAUACGGCACCUCUUAACUGGGCCACUGCCAUGGAGUAUUUGCUGUUCAGAGAUGGACUUAUGUCGGGAACUGGUAUAUCUGAAGUAACAGCACUCAUCAACACCAAGUAUUCAGACCCAGCAGAAGACAACCCUGAUAUUCAGAUGUUUUUCGGCGGCUUCCUGGCAGACUGUGCAAAGACGGGCAUGGUGGGAGAGAAACUAGGAGACGGGUCUCGCAGUGUGCAGAUGUUCCCCGCUGUUUUGCAUCCCAAGAGCAGAGGCAGACUUGAGAUAGGCAGCGCCGAUCCAUUUGCCUAUCCCAAAAUCUAUGCCAAUUACCUAACUCACCCGGACGACGUCAAAACACUAGUCGAGGGUAUCAAAUUCGCGAUAAAACUGUCAGAAACGAAAGCUCUCAAGAAAUAUGGAAUGAAACUGGACAAAACACCAGUAAAAGGAUGCGAAAAGAUCAAGUUUGGAUGUGACGCGUACUGGGAGUGCGCGGUGCGGAUGCAGACCGCGCCUGAGAACCAUCAGGCUGGCUCCUGCAAAAUGGGGCCAAGGGGCGAUCCUACCGCUGUAGUGGAUAAUCUGCUACAGGUGCAAGGCAUCGACAGACUACGCGUGGCAGACGCCAGUAUUAUGCCGGCGGUAACUUCGGGUAACACCAACGCCCCUACUAUAAUGAUCGGGGAGCGCGCCGCUGAUUUCAUCAAAAGACGAUGGCUAGGAGCAACCAAUGCACCCUACCCAGUGAGUAGCGACGGUGGAGUCUCAAAUUUGUUAUCAGUAAGCGAAAGCCGGUAUCCAGGAUGGCAACUCUGGGGCUAAUUGAACCCACAUACCCACCUAUAUAACUAACUGCAGGAUCGAUCAUUUGACUAUUCAUAAAAUUAUGCUGGUAGUAAAAUAGCGCUAUAUCCAAUAUAGGUAGAUAUCGA